This is a messenger RNA of Hyphopichia burtonii NRRL Y-1933, 2463 nucleotides long. It is a transcript of the gene PPR1, whose product is annotated as Ppr1p. Gene Ontology annotation, molecular function: sequence-specific DNA binding; DNA-binding transcription factor activity, RNA polymerase II-specific; zinc ion binding. The record is from RefSeq and is a predicted model, not a curated record. The transcript has a single exon. NCBI's taxonomy places the organism in Eukaryota, Fungi, Ascomycota, Pichiomycetes, Serinales, Debaryomycetaceae. Gene Ontology annotation, biological process: DNA-templated transcription; positive regulation of transcription by RNA polymerase II. Bases 1 to 2463 code for a protein of 820 amino acids.
AUGGUUUCGAAUAAUGUUAAGAAAAAACGUCCUAGUUUGAAAAAUUCAGAUCCACCUAAUAAGAAAUUGAAAUCUAAUGAUUCUUCAAUAAUCAGCAUAUCGAGAUCUAUAAGUCUGUGUAAAAGAUGUAGGAGAAAAAAAGUUAAAUGUUCUCCCAACUUUCCUGCUUGUGAAAACUGUGAAAAAGCCGGAGUCGAAUGUAUUGGUAUUGAUCCAAUUAGUGGGCGUGAAGCUCCUAGAAAUUAUGUUGAUCAUUUAGAGAAAAAAAUUCAAGCUCUAGAACGUAAAUUAAAGCAAAAUGGAAUCAACCUUGAUGAAAAUAAUACAAAUGGUGCAGAAUUUGAAAAACCUCUGCCAAUAGAAUUAAAUGAAACCCCUAUAUUACGUUCUUCUACCUUAGUGAAGGAUUCAAAUAUUUCAUUUGCAAAAUUAAUGUUCACUGCUUUGAAGUUUAAUAAUAAGAAAAAUUUGUCAAAUCCUUCACUAUCCUCUAACAAUGAUGAUGAAAAAAUUUUACCGGCAAUAUUACCUCCAAAGUUUACUGCUCAGGAAUUUAUAAAAAACUUUUUCAGUCAGUCCAAUUCCCAAUUACCUAUAUUGAAUCGUGAAGAAUUCAUUUUGAAUGUUUUCAAUCCAAUUUAUGGGGAGUUAGAUGAUUCUGUUUCUUUAGCUUCAGAUUUCAUCGAUAUCCAUAGAACUUGUUCUGUAAAUGAAGAAGACACUUGGUUUUAUCAAUAUAAAUCAAUCAUAUCAGAAAAAUUAUCAAAUCUUGAUUUCCCCAAUGAUAAUAUAAAAAAUUUGCAGAUAAUGGAUAUAUCAAAUUCAAUUAUACCCCCGGAACGAUUCCAUAAACCUUUAUAUUUUUUAAAUAUAGUAUUUGCUAUAAGUUCCUCAGUUCAUCAUUUACAAUAUUUGAAAACAAUUUCGGAAUCUUUUAGAAUUGCCGCUAACAAAUACAUUGAUUCUAUACAAAUGUCAGACCCUUUAGAGUAUUUACAAAGUCUCCUACUAAUUUCUCUUUAUUCAACAAUGAGGCCAGCAAACCCUGGGGUAUGGUAUGUUUUGGGUACUGCUUUAAGGCUUUGUGUUGAUAUAGGUUUACAUCAAAAUUCAUCAAAUAAUCAAUUGGAUCCUUUCAUAAAAGAUAAAAGAAAUCGAUUAUUUUGGUGUACUUAUUCACUUGAUCGUCAAAUUUGCUUUUAUUUAGAUCGUCCCUUUGGAAUUCCAGAUGAAAGUAUUGAUGUACCUUUUCCAACUGAAGCCGAUGAUUCAUUCAUACUAUCUAAUUCUCAGCUAAAAUCUGAUUUCACACCCAGUUAUAAAGUGAUAUCACUUAAUAUGUUUAAAAUUAGACAAAUUCAAAGCGAAAUUCAAAAAAUUUUAUACGAAAAUAAUGAAUUACCUAGAGUUUUUAGAAAUUUGAACGAUUGGAAAAAUUAUAUUAACAAUAAAUUACAAAUUUGGAAAUCUAAUUUGCCGAAAACACCAAAAGAACUGAAUUGUAAUUUCAAUUUGGAAUUUUUCAAUUUAAAUUAUAAUCACAGUUUGUUAAAACUUUAUGGAUUGUCGCCGAAAAACUAUGAAUUAUCAUUAAAAGAUUUUGAAAUAAUAGGUGAAGCAUCCAAAAUGUUAAUCAAAUGUUACUAUCAAUUAUAUUUAAGUAAAUCGAUUAAUUAUACUUGGGCGGCAUUUCAUAACUUAUUCAUGGGUGGUACUUCGUAUCUUUUCGCUAUUUAUAACUGUGAACAAUUCAGAUUGAAGAAUAAUUUACAUGAAGUGAAACAGAUAACAUCUAAUUGUUUAACCAUUUUAAAUUCUUUAAUUGAUAGAUGUGAUGCUGCUUUUAAAAAUUUAGAUUUUUUUGAAAUGUUAACAAUGGUUAUAUUGAAAUUAAAAUAUAACGAAACCGUACAUGGCUUGAAUAAUAGACUUGAUGUCAAUUCGAUCAAAAUCAACUCAACUAAUAUCAACUCAAAUUUAAUAAAAUUAUUAGAAGAUUUAAAUGAUGAUUAUACAAAUCUUGAUGAUACUUUAAACGAUAAAAGUCCGUCAACUUUUGAAUGGAUUACCAAUCCAAUUUCCUCUUUUAGUAAAGUUGAAAUAGAUGAAGAUCCUCUAAUCGCCCAGAAUCAUGAUCUUGAUUUAUUUUUCCUGGAAUUAAACAAUGUGUCACCAUCAUCAUCAGCGAUAUCGAAGAGUGAUUCAAUUUCGGAUUAUAGAAAUGAAAAUAAUAUUAUUUUGAAAUCUCAAAAUUCCAUGAAUUCAUCCCCUUCGGUAAUGUUUAACUCAAACGAUAAUAUAUUAGACUUUAAAGAGGGUAAGAAAGUUUUCAAGAUACUUCAUGAAAUACCAAAUGAAGCUAUUUGGGAUCAAUUUUUCACUAAUCCCAACCUUAAUUCCUUGAAUGCUGCCAACACUGAUCCAAAUCGAUUAUUUAAUGAGGCAGAUCAGAAUGAAAAUUAA